GCACGAAGAAAACCUGCACUCUACCCCACAUCACGAAAUCAUCUGAAUAGGAGCAAUACAUCGCAGAGCGGACAUGACAAACCCAAGUACGCCCAGUCCGAUCCCAUUCCUGCUCCUUGGAUUGGUCACAGGCGGUGCACUUCUCUACGUCUCUUACUGGGUGUGGCCGCCAGCCCAGCGGCGAAACCCUGGCCCUUCCAGGGGCAGCAGAAGAAAUGGACGUCGACAAUCAUCUUCCAACCGUAAUACAGGAACAUCUUCAGGUUCAGGUCCGGGCCUACGCAGGAGUAACGCCACGCGUCGAUCCAACACUCACAGGCAGCAGCAACAGACAAAUACAUCGAGACGAGACGAUGGCCGACACUAUCACAGUGAUGGAUCCACUUCGGACGACGAGCCUUCUCGUGGAAGAGGGCACGGGAAUGACUCUGAUGAUGGCGAUACAACCGACCAUGAAUAUGCAGCCCUAGUGGACGAGGAUGGCUACGAGCGGCUGAGGAUGGACGACUUUGGCGACAGCAAGAAUGAUGGCCUUCAGCUUAUGAACCUGCUCUAUGCCAUUGCUGAGGAUCAGGCAGGGAAAGAAGGCCAUAUUCAUCGAGGUAUCACUUGCAAUAGCUGUCGUACGGUUCCGAUCCGGGGCCUCCGCUACAAAUGCGCCAACUGCCAGGACUAUGAUCUUUGCGAGGGGUGCGAGGCUGCGGAGGUUCAUAUCAAGUCCCAUGUCUUUAUGAAGAUCAGGAUACCGAUCCCACCGCUCAACAACAGCCGCACAAAGAAACUGCCGCCAUUCUACCCAGGUAUCCCACAAGGAAACACUGCCACACCAGAGCAUCUGCUUCAAGAACUCUUACAAAAGACACAUUUUGACAAUGUGGAAUUGGACGCCAUGUACAGCCAAUAUCUCUCACUAUCAACGCUGGAUCAGGAAGGUGGAGGAAUCACUCGGCUGACCUUCGAGCAGGCGCUUGGACCUCUCGGGCUCGAAAAGAAUCUGAUUACGGAGCGCAUCUUCCGGUUUUUCGACCAAGACGACGACGGCAUUAUCAAUUUUAAGGAGAUGGCCUGCGGACUCAGCGUCCUCUGUAAAGGGAACUUCGACGAGAAGAUCGACUUCGCAUUUCAAGGAUACGAUUUGGAUGGCGAUGGUUACAUCUCAAAGGAGGAGCUUCAUGAAAUGUUCAAAGCGUAUUUCUAUUUAUCUAUGGAGCUCAUCAGAGAUGUGGUCAAGACCAUGGAAAACGACCUCAUCGGCAAUUUUGAAUAUCAGCCCGGAAUGCCAAUCUCCUCGACGUUCACAGCCCCCAUCCCUCGCGAGAUCGGUGUCAGAAACAACAGUGGUAACAAUAAUACUACCACCACGAACGAUAAUACCGGUACCAACAACACUAAUGGUAAUAAUAAUCGAUCUGCAGAGGAACGAGUGCGGGACCGAGAGCUGGCCUCUCUGCCGGCAGAGUGGCCGCUAUCGACGACUCCAAGUGACGAGAACAGCUCAGCAACCACAUCAACAUCUCCGUCUAUCGAGGGCUCUUCAAUAGAGACACGCGCCGGAAAUGGGUCUAUUGCAGCUGAAAGUGCUAUUAGGAUGUCUGAGCGGGACCUUGAGGCGUCAAUCAGCGAGAGACUUCCCCCAGGGUCCUACGGAUUGAUAGGCCCGGAUGCAUUUAUUGAUGACACUGAAGAUGCGGAUGACGAGGAGGCUGGUACCUCGGCUGCAACAGAUGGCGAUACCGAGAAAAGCCAUGGUAAUGGGUCGGAGGCUCUGCUCUCGCCUGUGCAAACAAUGGAAGAUAUGGCAAGUGAGGCCAGUGAGGCAGAGGACUCUGAAAUCGAGAAUAAUGGAUGGCACGCUAAUGCGUCGGCUCUCUCGGAUCAGUGCCCGGGCGAGCAGAACACAUCACCAACCGCUAACCUUCCAGCGUACAGCCAUCGAAUCAGCAGCACUUCAUCGAGGCCGUCGCGGAUUAUAGAAACACAAGAGAACUCUUCUGGAGAGGAAAAUUCCAGCACGCCGCGAAAAGAUCAGCCCUUGCCUGCGAUAACUUCCUCAAAUCACCUGGUGGCACCCUCAAUCUCCAGCACCAAUCUCGCCUGGGAUCGCCCUCACCAUCGCACUGGUCCCUCAGUAUCCUAUCUCAAUUCUUCGCCCGUAACGCCGUCGCUGGCACCAGCAUUAGCUAUCGGGUUCGGGAUACCGCAGGGGGUGACGGCAUCGUCUUCAUCGGCCACAGUACCACAGCACCGAGAUGGGAGUGCCGCGAGCAUGAGUACAGAUGUCAAUGGCCGUCGCUCCUCCAUAGGAACAUCCUACCAGCCCCUCACAUCGUCGUCAUCGGUGCCAACAGGGUCGUAUGCCAAUGCGUCGUAUUUUUCGAGCACGUUCCCGGUAAUGGAGUCCAUCUCGCAGGAUGCCAUCCAGGAAAUGGUGGAUAAGACUUUUAGCGCGAUCAAACACCCGUCCAAGCCAGGAUUCAUCACACUGGAGGAGUUCAGAGCAUAUGUACUGACAGACGCAGGUAUCUUGGGUUGGUUUGAUGCUCUGGGAAGCAUUUUCUAGAACUGUACCAAAAAUAAACUCAAUUUGGAAGACGCGAUACGCGAAAAUGGCACAGCAGACAAGGAAACAGUCCAUCACACCUGCGCUCCUCGAACAGAGAAGUGGAUCCUGUUUC
Messenger RNA from Gamsiella multidivaricata, 2675 nucleotides. RefSeq lists its product as uncharacterized. Bases 74 to 2560 code for a protein of 828 amino acids. Gene Ontology annotation, biological process: calcium-mediated signaling. The record is from RefSeq and is a predicted model, not a curated record. The transcript is spliced from 5 exons. Gene Ontology annotation, molecular function: calcium ion binding; kinase binding; zinc ion binding. Lineage: Eukaryota; Fungi; Mortierellomycota; Mortierellomycetes; Mortierellales; Mortierellaceae.